Messenger RNA from Entamoeba invadens IP1, 2376 nucleotides. RefSeq lists its product as hypothetical. Lineage: Eukaryota; Evosea; Mastigamoebida; Endamoebidae. The annotation marks the transcript as partial. Gene Ontology annotation, biological process: protein phosphorylation. Gene Ontology annotation, molecular function: protein binding; protein kinase activity; ATP binding. The transcript is spliced from 2 exons. The record is from RefSeq and is a predicted model, not a curated record.
AUGUAUAAAUUUGAUUUGGUGUAUUACUACCAUAAGCAAUUAAAAAGUAUUAUUAAAAGUGGAGGGAAGUACAUAUCACAUAUGUUUUUCGAUAACAACAAAUAUGUAACAUGUGAAAAUAACACCAGAGAUUGUGUCAACAAAACAUAUGCAAUACAAUGCAGUGAUGGCUAUUUUAUGAACAAAGCAGGAAAUUGUAUAAGAACUCGGUUUUGUAAAGAAUUAUUUGGUGGUAUUUGUGCUGCGUUAGGUGGUACGUUUGAUUAUCAAAAACACGAAUUUAAAAAAUGUGAUGAAAAAUGCUUGUUUUGUUUGCGAGGGGUGUGUUCUAUAUGUGCAUCAAAUUCAAUUUUAAUCAAUGAGAAAUGUCAAUCUAAAGGAUAUGGAGAAAAGAUAGUAUACUCACAUUCUGUAAUCAGUUGCAAUGAUGGGUACUAUAAUCACCAAAACUCAUGUCACUUAUGUAAAAGGACUUUUUUGAGCUGUGAGUUGUGUGACAAGAAGAAGUGCACCAAAUGCAUUUCUGGGUAUUCACUCGACACCUCACUAAAUUGUGCUAUUUCAAUCACAAUUUCAAGCACUUUAAAAACAACAACACAGUGCCCACGCGGUUACACAUCGUCUGAGAAUGGCAAGUGCCAAGCAUCCAUAACACAUUGUUUGUAUUUCAUAGAAAACGUGUGCUAUCAAUGUGAGUCUAAUUAUGUUUUAUUGCAUGGAAAGUGUUACCAAGGCACCAUCACACAAAGUGAUAAUUGUGAAAUGUUUACACCUAUUGGGUGUCUUCGAUGUGCAAAGGGGUAUUACAUCGACAAAAAUAACAAAUGCAGCAAAUGUAAUACAAAGUGCACAGAAUGUACAGAAAACUCGGAGAAGUGUCAAAGUUGUAUCACAGGCACCGUCCUUUCAAACGGGAAGUGUCUCACUAUUUUUGCACUUGAAGGCGUUUGCAAUUUAUAUGAUGCGAAUGGGCAAUGCGCACAAUGUGUGGAUGGAUAUUAUAUUAGCAAUUCUUUGUGUUUUAAGUGUACUUUUCCAUGUGCAAUUUGUAAAGACGAUAUAAAAUGUGAUAAGUGUGAUAAAAAAUAUUUUGUAAAUGAAAAUGGAAUUUGUGAGAGUGUCUACAACAUCACAAAUUGUGGCAAAUUCUCAGAGACUUUGGGGUGUUUGAAAUGUUCUGAUGGGUAUUACAAAAGUGGACUGCGUUGUAUUCAAUGCAAACAAAACUGUUCAUUGUGUACAACAGCAGAAUUGUGCAACAAGUGCAGUAACAACAUGGUCUUAUCUACUGGUAUAUGCAAAGAGCGAUUGUAUAUAAAUCGUUGUGUGAAUGUAACAAAUUCGUUGUGUGAACGAUGCAACUUUUGGUACGUUAAAAGUGACGACACAAUAUCUUGUGAUAAAAUAAAUAUGAUUAAGAUCCUACUUAUUGUGAUAUUUGGAUGUAUAAUCUUACUUAUAUUAAUUACAAUCAUUAUGAGUUUUGUCGGAUUGUACAUCAUACAGACACAUCACCUUAAUGUAGAGAGAAAGAAAAAUGGUAUAUUUUCUAUUCGUUGUGUCAGAGAACCAAUAAAACAACUUAUAGACAAGAUAUACACAAAUUCAUCAAUACUUGAUUUUGGUGUUGACUUACCAGUCAACAGAAUGUGUAUUAAAACAGUUGUAUUUGCCAACAAAUCGAAAUAUUGUGUAAAGCUGCAGUUGGUCUACAUUCAUCGCAAAAGUUACAAAAUAACCAUCUCGCCAAAAGUCGUCACAUUACGACCAAGAGACGCUUGUCUUUUCACAAUUGAAAUUUCACCGACAUAUUCUGGCGAUUUUAAAAGUUCGUUGACACUGAGUUGUGUAUUUCUGGAACGUGGUGUCGAGUUAACCAAAAGAAUACCACUCAUAUUUUCAACGGCACUUUCAACGUGGAUUGACAACAGUAGCAUUACUAAUAUGACUGAAAUAUGUCGGGGUGGUGUUGGUAUCAUAUUCAAAGCAACAUAUAAAGGGCGUACAGUCGCAGUGAAGAAGAUCAGACAAUUCAAAAAUGUCAAAGACGAUGAGUUCAUAACAGAAGUCGACAUGUUACAAAAAAUACGAAAUCCGUUUAUAGUUGAAUUUAUUGGAGCUGUAGCACAAAACGGAAAACAUAUGAUUGUCAUGGAGUAUAUCAUUAAUGGGAGUUUGGAUCAGAUCAUCAAAAAAUAUAAAGUGAAAUGUAGUCACACUGAUGUGCUUCAGUGCGAUGACAUUAUAUUGCCAUUAACAAUUCGUUAUAAAAUCCUUUUAGACGCCACAAAGGGUGUAAACUAUUUACACCUCAAUGGCAUUUUCCACAGAGACAUCAAGCCCGGCAAUAUUCUUUGCAAGAAACGUGAAUUUGUU